CGCCAGGGAAGGACAAACGCUGCAGCUCCAUGACCUCCGGCCUCUGUUAGCCGCCGGUGGAUGCGAGGCAGGGGCGCCAUUUUAUGACUGAGUGAGAAACCUCUCCCAGAAGAAAAUGUACCCGACCACGCUGACGCAGUUGGCCCGGGCUAACCCAUUCAGUGCCCCGAUAUUCAAGUUGCAGCAGGUGGAGGAACCGAGACAGAGUUCCGUAGCCCAUGGACACACGAAUCGCCGGCUGGCCGCUGCCGCGGUGGAGGAGGGAGAUAGCUGCGAAUUCGGUUCCACGAAGUAUUUCAUCCUGUGCGGUUUUGGUGGGAUUCUGAGCUGCGGCACCACGCAUACAGCCGUCGUGCCCCUGGAUCUGGUGAAAUGCAGAAUGCAGGUGGACCCAAGCAAGUACAAGACCAUUUUCAAUGGCUUCACGGUGACCGUGAGGGAGGAUGGUGUGCGGGGGCUCGCUAAGGGCUGGGCUCCCACCUUCAUCGGCUACUCCAUGCAAGGUCUCUGCAAGUUCGGCUUCUACGAGGUCUUCAAGAUCCUGUACAGCGACCUGCUGGGCGAGGAGAACACCUACCUCUGGAGGACGUCGCUGUAUCUUGCUGCGUCGGCCAGCGCCGAGUUCUUCGCCGACAUAGCCCUGGCCCCCAUGGAGGCGUGCAAAGUGCGCAUCCAGACCCAGCCGGGCUACGCCAACACCCUGAGGGAGUGCGCCCCCAAGAUGUACGCCGAGGAGGGCCUGUGGGCGUUCUACAAGGGCGUGGUCCCCCUGUGGAUGAGGCAGAUCCCCUACACCAUGAUGAAGUUCGCCUGCUUCGAGCGCACGGUGGAGGCGCUCUACAAGUAUGUGGUGCCCAAGCCCCGCAGCGAGUGCUCCAAGUCGGAGCAGCUGGUCGUCACCUUCGUCGCCGGCUACAUCGCCGGAGUGUUCUGUGCCAUCGUGUCUCACCCUGCUGACUCUGUGGUGUCUGUGCUGAACAAGGAGAAGGGAAGCACUGCCAUGCAGGUCCUGAAGAGACUGGGACCCAAAGGUGUGUGGAAGGGGCUGUUCGCCCGUAUCAUCAUGAUCGGUACUCUGACGGCCCUGCAGUGGUUCAUCUACGACUCCGUCAAGGUGUACUUCCGCCUGCCCCGGCCCCCUCCCCCCGAGAUGCCCGAGUCCCUGAAGAAGAAGCUGGGUCUGACCGAGUGAGGCGGCGGCCCCCGCGACACGUUCACACACACCUGCACCCUGGAUCUGCGGUUCACGGCUCCAUUUUCUGUAUUUAACUACCUACUGCAGUCCACGGCUCUGUGCUGCUGUUCAUGUAUGUUGAGGGAAGAGCAGGGGGGAGGGGUCCCCCUGCUGGGGGACAGAGGGAGAACACCCCAGUGACUGUUAAGGUUUCAUCAACUCCUGUCUUUAGUUAAUGUGGAAAUUAUGAUAAUUAAAAAAAACCUGGAAAACA
Megalops cyprinoides (Indo-Pacific tarpon) is the source of this 1448-nucleotide messenger RNA. Its product is annotated as phosphate carrier protein, mitochondrial-like. The record is from RefSeq and is a predicted model, not a curated record. Gene Ontology annotation, biological process: mitochondrial phosphate ion transmembrane transport. The coding region runs from base 116 to 1192 and encodes 358 amino acids. Gene Ontology annotation, cellular component: mitochondrial inner membrane. The transcript has 8 exons. NCBI's taxonomy places the organism in Eukaryota, Metazoa, Chordata, Actinopteri, Elopiformes, Megalopidae. Gene Ontology annotation, molecular function: phosphate transmembrane transporter activity.